This is a messenger RNA of Staurois parvus, 459 nucleotides long. Lineage: Eukaryota; Metazoa; Chordata; Amphibia; Anura; Ranidae. The record is from the annotation of a GenBank genome assembly.
AGGGAUGACCAGAGACUGCGGACACAGUACAGGGAUGACCAGAGACUGCGGACACAGUACAGGGAUGACCAGAGACUGCGGACACAGUACAGGAGAUGACCAGAGACUGCGGACAUAGUACACGAGAUGACCAGAGACUGCGGACACGGUACAGGGAUGACCAGAGACUGCAGACACAGUACAGGGAUGACCAGAGACUGCAGACACAGUACAGGGAUGACCAGAGACUGCAGACAGUACAGGAGAUGACCAGAGACUGCGGACACAGUACAGGAGAUGACCAGAGACUGCAGACACAGUACAGGAGAUGACCAGAGACUGCAGACACAGUACAGGAGAUGACCAGAGACUGCGGACACAGUACAGGGAUGACCAGAGACUGCGGACACAGUACAGGAGAUGACCAGAGACUGCGGACACAGUACAGGAGAUGACCAGAGACUGCAGACACAGUACAGG